Molecule: messenger RNA, 1407 nt
Organism: Echinococcus granulosus
Lineage: Eukaryota; Metazoa; Platyhelminthes; Cestoda; Cyclophyllidea; Taeniidae
Exons: 13
Coding region: 1-1407 (468 amino acids)
Source: RefSeq, a predicted model, not a curated record
AUGACCAUAAAUGAGGACUACCGUGCAUUAACAAUUAUUGAGUUACCAAAACAACUACCACCAAUUUUAGAGCAAUUAUCCACUGACGUUUUUGAUAAGUUAGUCCAGACAGCCACUUCUACCGGAUUAGAAGAAAAUACGCGCAUUUGCAGGCAAACAAUUGCUUGUAAGGAAGACCAGAGGCACACUGAGAGAACACCGGUCGAAAAGCAGGAAAGAGAAUCAAAAACAGAGAAGCUGAAGCAACAAUCUUCCAUAAUUGACCACAGAACAAAUUAUUCGACGAUGACUGGCACAUAUUUUAAAGCCCAUGUUUUCGAUUUUGGUCUUGCUGGUUCCUCAUUUUCAAAAUCUACUUAUCUGGAAGUUUCCUGUGGUAUGAAGAGAAGGCAAUUAAUAAGAAUGCUUGGAGUUCUCCUACCUAGCAAAGGCCUUUUAAAACAAUCACGUCAAUCAAGUAGCACAGGGCGUUUGUCACGGGGUUUUCCACAUCUACUGCGAUUAGAUGGACCACGCCACACUCAUAAAUCAGACUACUCGAUGGGGAAAGUAGGUCGUAUUUUGUUUUUGAUUUUGUAUAAAAGGGCAAUGCUGCAAGGUAACGUGACGUUGCAUAACCAAACACGUAUUAUUUCAUGCAAGGGUUUAAAGGAGUUAAGGCUUCUCCAAGCUAGCUUGAAACAGACUCUCCUUAGAGAUAUGUGCAAGGGUCCUACUUUACGGUGGAAAUGGAAAUUUAGACGUGAAAGACACAAAUUUUGCUGGAUAGAGAUAUCCGUAUAUCAGUGGAGAGUAAAUACUUGUAUGCUUCCUGCCGAAUUAAAAAUUGUUAAUGACUAUAAAUCACACAGUAAGUCAGAAGAAAAUUUUAUAAAAGAAAUGGGAAACAAACCACACUUAGAUAAGCGCCAUCCACUUGAAUACUUUGCUGGUAAUUUGAAUGAUGGUGCUAAUUUGAGACUCUUCAGUCAAUUGCUCACAAAUUGUCCUCAAAUGCGAAGAUAUUUUAGUCCAAUUACAAAUUCAUUGAAUAAAGCUACAAGGUUCCCUUUCAAAAACAUGUCAUUUAGCAUGGAAGACUCAGUAAAAAAAAUUAUAUCUGGGAAAAGUGCUAUUGCACUUUCGAGAGGAAGAAUCAUCAAUUUGUGUGUGUUUUACUGCACAGCCAAAAGAACCGGAGGGUGCUUAGGCAUUUGGACAAUUGUGUUUUAUAAAAAGCAGAUAGCUUUGAAGUUAACUACUACUUGUACCUUACCCAUUAAUUUCCCUUGUAAUUUCCCCUUUGCGAGUUGCUCAGGUAGCACUAGAACUUUACUUCAAAUUGAACGCAACUGGACUAAAAAGUCAUUCGUUGAGGUAAAAACAAGUUGGUUGGGCAGAGCUAAUCCAGUUUUCGUAAGUGAAUGA